Messenger RNA from Spinacia oleracea (spinach), 2581 nucleotides. RefSeq names its product pentatricopeptide repeat-containing protein DOT4, chloroplastic. The coding region runs from base 473 to 2398 and encodes 641 amino acids. The transcript is spliced from 2 exons. The record is from RefSeq and is a predicted model, not a curated record. Gene Ontology annotation, molecular function: RNA binding; protein binding. NCBI's taxonomy places the organism in Eukaryota, Viridiplantae, Streptophyta, Magnoliopsida, Caryophyllales, Amaranthaceae. Gene Ontology annotation, biological process: RNA modification.
ACUAUUUUGGAAAAAUAAAUGCCAUUUUUCAAAAUCGAUGCCAUUUUUCAAAAAAAAUCAAUUUUGUCUUUUAAAAUUUAUCUUAUCCCUAUUUUAUCGUUUAAUGAGUGAUAUAUAUUUGUGAAAUACAUACUCCGUAUCAGAUAUUAUUUAUACUUCCUCAUCGUGCUACCAAGCUGCGCUAUCAUGAAGUAUUUACAAGAAAAUGGUAUACAAAGUCAACAGACAUAUAGUUGGGCUUGGGCCGGGUUGACAAAAUUAUUAGCUUCUUUUUUUCAGUUUUCAAGUUUUCCUACUUUUUCAGUCGCUGGGUCAUUUAAACAGAAGUACAGCGUUUUUCAGUUAAGAUUUGGCGCGUUUUUUGCAUCCUUCAAAAGAACUGCUUUCUCUUCAAUUCUUCAAUCUUCAUGGCAUAAUUCCCUUCUUCUUUCAGUAAUUUACUCUGGCUCUAAAUCUCAAUCGCCUGUAAAUAAUGAUAAUGCGGUAUUCAAUUUAUUUCAGUUUCAAGAAUGCACAUAACCUGUUCGACAAAAUUACCCACAGAAGAAUUUUCCUCCAAACUUCACUAUUUAGCUUAAACAACAGUACACUAUACCACCAUAGUACCUAUUUGAAAGACCCAUCUGAUUUUUAUGGUGAAUUUAAGGAUGUGAAGCAUUGGACGUCAACCAUUUCUGGUUUAGUGAAUCGAAACCGCCCGAGAGGCGCCAUUGAUGUGUUUAAAUUGAUGCUUAUGAGUAAACAAAGGCCUAAUUACGUUACAGUAUUAUGUGUACUACGUUCUAUUAGUGCAUUAAGGUGGAAGAACAUCGCUUUCGGUGUUCAUGGAUUAAUGAUCAAGAUGGGAUUCGAAUUGGAGAUUCCUGUUGUGACUGCUUUGAUUGGUGUUUAUGGUAAUAUUUGUGCCCCCUUUGCAUGGAAGAUUUUCUUUGAUGUGCCCAUGAAGGAUUUGGUUUUGUGGAGUGCAAUGGUUUCGAUAUGUGUAAAAAAUGGGGAAUAUAUGGGGGCUAUUGAGGUAUUCAGGAACAUGAUAUGUGAAGGAAUAGAACCUAAUCUUGUGAGCAUUGUGAGUAUUUUGCCAGCUUGUGCUAAGCUUGAUUCUUUGCUAUUAGGAAAACAAGUGCAUGGGUUUGCUCUAAAAACAUCGUUUUAUUAUGUAAAUAACAUCCAAAACUCUCUACUAGAUAUGUAUGCAAAAUGUAGGGAUUUUGAGUCUGCAACUCAAGUUUUUGCCCGAUUCCUAGAGAAGGAUGUAGUGUCUUGGAGGACGAUGAUUCGUGGAUGUAUUGAGAAUGGUUACCCAAGAGAAGCUUUAGUUGUCUUCGCCGAGAUGCACAAGUCUUGCUCUAAAAUAGAUAAUGGCAUUGUCUGUGAUGUAAUAGGUGCAACAUCAGAUACAGAAGAGUUUUUAUUUGGACUCGGGUUGCAUUGCUAUAGCUUCAGAUCUGGCUAUGCAGUAUCCGUUUCUGUUGGGACAGCUCUUUUGCAAAUGUAUGCAAAGUUUGGUGAAGCGGACUCAUCUCGGCUACUGUUUGACCAGCUUCAUCCAAAGGAUCUUAUUGCUUGGACUGCAAUGAUAUCUGCUUAUGCUCAAACUGGGUACACGAGUGAGGCUCUCAAUAUAUUUAAGCAUAUGCAAUUAGAAAACGAGAAGCCUAAUGAGAUCACUUUUGUCAGUUUGUUACAAGCUUGUUCUUCAUCAGGCACUCAUGAGAUUGGUGAAAGCAUCCACGGUUAUGUAACUAAAGCUGGUUACUUGCCCAACACAUUCUUAAUUUCAGCUUUAAUUGAUUUAUACUGUAAAUUUGGAAGAACAGAUGAAGGAAAAUCACUCUUCAAUGAAAGUUCUAUCAAAGAUCUGAUAAUAUGGAGUUCAAUGAUUAAUGGGUAUGGAUUAAAUGGUUGUGCAAAUGAGGCUUUGGAAAUUUUCUCAAACAUGUUGAAUUCUGGAGUAAAACCCAAUGAUGUGGUUUUUGUAUCAGUCCUGUCUGCCUGCAGCCACUGUGGGUUAGAAGACGAGGGAUGGUACUGGUUCAACUGCAUGCAAGAGAAAUAUGGAUUUGUGCCAAAAGUUGCUCAUUAUGCUUGCAUGGUUGACUUGCUUAGCCGCCAAGGAAAUGUCAAAGAAGCCCUUGAUUUUGUCUACAAUAUGCAAGUGGAACCUGAUAAGAGAAUUUGGGGGUCACUUCUAGCUGGAUGUAGAGAAACUCAUGGAUCAAUUGAUGUAGCAGAGCGUGUUGCUGAACAGAUGAUUAGAUUAGAUCCAGAAAAUACCAGUUGUUAUGUUGUUUUGUCAAACUUGUAUGCAGAACAAGGUAGAUGGGAUGAUGUUGAGAGGGUAAGAAAAUUGAUUGAUGAUACAGGAAUGGAGAAGAUGACAGGACAUAGCACUGUUUGAUCAUGUUAUACAUCAGUUGCUGGAUAUGUUUCAACUUCAAAGAAGGAAAGAACAAUUUGUUAACCUUCUAAUCAAUUACUACAACAACCUUUCAAAGCAAAUUUGAGGAAUUUUAAGAAAGAUUUACGCAGCCUUGACCUUGCAAAACGAAGAAGACUUGCUGUGCAACAUGAAUUGAUGACC